Zasmidium cellare ATCC 36951 is the source of this 1737-nucleotide messenger RNA. RefSeq lists its product as uncharacterized. The coding region runs from base 1 to 1737 and encodes 578 amino acids. Gene Ontology annotation, biological process: regulation of cyclin-dependent protein serine/threonine kinase activity; mitotic cell cycle phase transition. Gene Ontology annotation, cellular component: nucleus; centrosome; cytoplasm. The transcript has a single exon. The record is from RefSeq and is a predicted model, not a curated record. Gene Ontology annotation, molecular function: cyclin-dependent protein serine/threonine kinase regulator activity. Lineage: Eukaryota; Fungi; Ascomycota; Dothideomycetes; Mycosphaerellales; Mycosphaerellaceae.
AUGCCGAUCCACACCGCGACUGCCCUCACCGGCAAGACCCUCCACCAGCGAAGCAAGUCCAUCACCACAAUCAACAGCAAGAGGGUGCUUGGCGAGACGAACACCAACCUCAAGGUAGCUCCGAAAGACGACUCCGAGAUUGGCAAGGCUUCACCAGGGAAGAUUCGAAUUGGAGAAGAGCCACAAAUACCAGCGCAGGCGUUCCAGCGUCCAGCAGUCCGUCCCCUCGGCGUUAAGAGCGCAUCGAGUCAGAACGUGCCGCUGAAGUCACAACAAAUGCCAACGACAGGCGAGAACCCAGUGAAGAAGAUUGUGGCCAAGAAGAGCAAGGUCCUUCGUGACACCCUUCCAGCAUCCGCGCAACAAGAGGGCAUUGCCAAGGAGUCGAACACGGUCCCAGCAUCGGACACAGUCGCUGCUCCUUCGCAGCCAGUGGCAGCUCUCAAGCAAAACACGAGCGUCCAGGAAGUUCACAGAGUCGAGAAUGUGCCUCUUCGCGACGAACCUGUUGCUAGACCACAGGCGCAACCAGCCCAGGUCAACAACUCGUAUGGCGUUCCUCUCCCGACGAUUCCACAGGCCCAGUAUCCAUAUGCAUACCAACCCGUUCAUGCCCCCGUCCCCACGACAGCUCACAUUGCCCCUGCCACCACAGUCCCUCAAGUGCAGCUAGCCACCCCGCCCACCGACCAGUACAUCGAGGACGACUUCGAUGAUGAGGACCAGGACUACAUGACUGCCCAGUCGUUCGAUCUCCGUGGAGAGCUCACCGAGACGACGAUCUUCAAUCCUCAGCACGGAAAGAAGCACAAGCAAGAGCUUGCUGAUGCGAAGGUAUGGGUGGAGGCCAACCGUACUGCUGAAGACAUCGAGGAUGAGCAGUGGGAUACGUCGAUGGUGGCUGAGUAUGGCGACGACAUCUUCGAAUACAUGCGCGAUAUGGAGACUCGGAUGUCGCCGAACCCAUACUACAUGGAGCAGCAGACGGAGAUCCAAUGGUCCAUGCGAGGAGUGCUCAUGGAUUGGGUCGUGCAAGUCCACCAGCGCUUCAACCUGCUACCCGAGACCCUCUUCCUCACCAUCAACUACAUCGACCGCUUCCUGUCUUGCAAGAUAGUCUCCUUGGGCAAGCUGCAGUUGGUUGGUGCUACGGCCAUCUUCGUCGCCGCCAAGUACGAGGAGGUGAACUGCCCAACCAUCCAAGAGAUCAUUUAUAUGGUGGACAAUGGAUACACUGCAGAGGAGCUUCUCAAGGCCGAGCGAUUCAUGCUCAGCAUGCUGCAGUUCGAGCUGGGAUGGCCUGGCCCCAUGAGCUUCCUCCGACGCAUCAGCAAGGCCGACGACUACGACCUGGAGACCCGCACACUGGCCAAGUACUUCCUGGAGGUGACGAUCAUGGACGAGCGGUUCGUAGGCUGCAAGCCAAGCUUCCUCGCUGCUGGUGCUCACUGCAUGGCUCGCCUCAUGCUUCGGAAAGGAGACUGGACCACGGCACACGUCUACUACUCCAACUACACGUUCCGCCAGCUGCAUCGUUUGCUCGGUGCCAUCUUCGAGUGCUGCUUGGAUGGCCAGACUCAUCACGGUGCCGUGUUCGACAAGUACACCGACAAGCGGUACAAGCGUGCUUCGACGUUCGUCCGUGGUGAGAUCGUGCGCGGUUUCAAGCUCCCAUUCAACUACCGCAGCAGCUCCAUGGGCCCACAGAACACCACUGGCAACAUGCCGAUGCAGUAA